CGACCAGACUGUUUGGGAGAUCACUGCCUGUAUACAAGGUCUACAACGCACCGCUGCAGCCUACUGUAGCUUUAGGUGGAUGGCAACUUUCCUUCGAUUUCCAACCUUCUAUCAUUCAACGACUUGAUCACUACACUCCUUCACUAUGCUGCCAACCACCAACGAUCACUUAUCAAUUUACUAUUCAUAACCUCCUGUUUAUCAUUCAUUACCAAACAAAAUGGAAUUCCCCAGUCUCGGAUGUCUGGCUCAAUUCCCAUACGAGAUCCGCGAACAAAUCUGGCUACAGUUCAUCCCCGACGGCCAGGAUACCGUGCUUUUACGCACCCCAAAGACAGAUCUGCGCAUCCUCCGCGCUAGUAAAAGCAUCCACGACGAGAUAUCGCUGUUGCUGUACCGACGGUCCUGUCUGGAAUUCGACGUCUCCGCGAUCUACUACCAAAGGAAGGAACGAUGGACCACUGUCUACUUAAGGCGGGGCCGACAGGAGCGAGCACAACUGGAGGAGCCACAAGCUACGUGGAUUCUUCGAAACAAAGAAGACGCGAGAACACGGGGCUUUGAUAAUCUUCCCUUCCACAGAAUCGAUCGUGUGGUUGCGAAUCUCUUCGCGCCCGACCCUAAAGACGCAGGCAAGCUAUUCUGUCUCUGGCAGAGAGUGCGUGCCCUAGUCGAACUGCUGAAGGGCGCGGAAAAGAUUCGAAAUUUGACCAUCCGACUGUGCAAACGCGACGGCCAGGAUUGGUUCGACAGAGAUCGCGGAAUGAAUCACAGUAUGAGGCUGCUACGAGGAGAAACCCACUGUGACCAUGACGUGGCGGUGUUACCGUUCUGCACACUACAGAAUGUCGAAAACAUCACGGUUGAAGCUCACUCGGCGGAACUGGAGCAAAGGAUGAACUGGCGAGUGAUCAACGUGGGAAAAAUCCAGGAGAGCGAGGCCCGGCUUGCUGUAUCUCGACGCGUGGGGUUUGAGUAUAUGUGGCUGCAUGCGGAUUUGUGGAAAUAUGCGCCUGGGCGGACGGCGAGGCUUAUGCGGUGGGAUUUUCUCCGGCAGUGGUUUCUGCAGAAAUGCAACGGGGAGUCUGAGUUUGAAGAGCGGACUCGGGGGGUCUUGGAUGAGUUUCCGGAGCUACAUCAUAGGCGCCCUAGAGAUAUGAUGGUGAUUUCGAGUAUGAUUUACGAUAUGGUGUGUUUAUAUUACGAUAUGGAGGCACAGCAGGAGAAGAAGAUGCACGAGUGGGAGGAGAAAAAGGGGAUCCCGCCGGCAGCGUCUUUGGAGUUUUCCGAGACGUAUGAUGUGGAUGAAUUGUGGGAGAAGCAUAGCAAGGGAAAGACAACGGAGGAGAUGUUGUCUAUAUCGACAUUGUAUGAGAAAGGAGGUUGCGUUGAAGAUGAAUCUAUAGGUGCUGAGUCUCUAUAGCUAUGGUACAUAUAUACAAUAUUAUACACGAUUAUUAUAAACUGUGCGGCCUGGGAUCAACCCAGAGAGG
Molecule: messenger RNA, 1493 nt
Organism: Aspergillus wentii DTO 134E9
Lineage: Eukaryota; Fungi; Ascomycota; Eurotiomycetes; Eurotiales; Aspergillaceae
Exons: 1
Coding region: 221-1423 (400 amino acids)
Source: RefSeq, a predicted model, not a curated record